Cryptotermes secundus is the source of this 2253-nucleotide messenger RNA. RefSeq names its product P protein (gene hoe1). The transcript has 15 exons. The record is from RefSeq and is a predicted model, not a curated record. NCBI's taxonomy places the organism in Eukaryota, Metazoa, Arthropoda, Insecta, Blattodea, Kalotermitidae. Gene Ontology annotation, biological process: transmembrane transport. Gene Ontology annotation, cellular component: membrane. The coding region runs from base 23 to 2206 and encodes 727 amino acids.
AAAGAAAUAGGAGGCGUUAUAUAUGGAGCGCCCUUCGUACGUGUGGCCUUACUGUUGCAGGAAACCAGAGUUGAAGGGCAAAAGCCUAGAGGCAGACGAUGACGACGAUGCAGCGGACCCUUCCCCGGAUAUACCCACUGCCGGUGUCCGGAAACUGAAGCCCUGGUUGCGGUACACUAAGAUGUUUGCCCUGUUCAUGGUCUGGCUAGUGUUUACGAUGGUGCUCAUAACGAAAAGGGAGAAAGAGAACAGGAUGCACCAAAUAUCAAUUCCUGAAGGUGAAAUCAGAAGUUACUGGCUGAGGGAACACCCCACAAACCGGAUGUUAGAGCUGGCGCUCCGUGGAGCCUUCCUACCCGCGUAUUAUGCCAAUAUGUCCACAAACUAUCUCUCUGUAUGGAUUCAGCUUGUUGAAGUCGCCCCCGGUUUUCAGCCAGUUGCCAACCUGUCCGCCUUCAACGAAAAUAGUAUUAUCUCCAUUAUGAAUAUUAGUGAGACCUGGAAGAUUCCUACCGUUUCCAAGGAGCUGCUUGAUUUCGUGCCAGAUGUCGUAAACAGAAAAGUGUUCAGUUUCAAGGAUUUCGACGUCGGGCUCAUUCCUCGCAGUAUACUUCGCACAGAAAUGAAGACAAAUAUGGACGCCAGUUUCCCAUUAGCUGUUUCCUUCGAUGUGUCGCCUAUCGACACUAACAGCGGCAUCGUAUACGCUGCCAUAGUGCUGCUGGGGCUCUACGUCCUCAUCGUUCUGGAGAUCACGCAUAGAACCCUGGCCGCCAUGUUGGCGUCCACCAUGUCUGUGGCUAUCCUGGCAGCCAUGAACGAGAGACCGACGAUGGCAGAACUGAUCUCGUGGAUCCACGUAGAGACCCUGCUACUGCUCUUCUCCAUGAUGAUGCUCGUCGCAAUUCUCUCUGAGACCGGCAUCUUCGACUACUUGGCCGUCUACGCCUACAAGAUAACAAACGGAAAAGUGUGGCCUCUGGUGAACACCCUGUGUCUCAUCACUGCUGCACUGUCCACGUUCCUGGACAACGUGACGACUGUACUGCUCAUGACGCCAGUUACCAUCAGGCUGUGUGAGGUGAUGGAAUUGAACCCGGUACCUGUACUGAUGGCGACAGUUAUCUACUCCAACAUCGGAGGCAGCAUCACUCCCGUGGGAGACCCUCCUAACGUCAUCAUAGCCUCCAACCAGGACGUGAUCGAUUCCGGUGUUAACUUCAGCGUGUUCACCCUGCACAUGGGCGUGGGCGUCAUGUUUGUCAUGGGCAUCACUUAUAUGUUCAUGCGGGUCAUGUUUCGGAACAUGAACAAGCUGCGCUUCACGGAGCCACAGGACGUCCGAGAGCUACGUCACGAGAUAGCAGUUUGGCAAAGAGCAGCAGCUUCGUUGUCUUCGUAUUCGCAAGACGAGGACACAGUUCGAAGCUCGCUGUUGAAGAAAGUUCGCAGUCUCAUGCAAGAGCUGAAGAGGAAGCUGGUCACUGGCAGUGUUGCGGUCGACACUUACAAAGCCAACUUAGAGGAGCUCCGUGCAAGGUACCCCAUCCGCAACAAGGCGUUGCUGGCCAAAUCAGGGGUUUCCCUGCUCUUUGUGGUCGUGCUCUUCUUUCUGCAUUCCGUACCCAACUUGAAUCUGUCCCUGGGCUGGACAGCCCUUCAUGGAGCAUUGUUGCUGCUGAUCCUGGCGGACAACGAGGAAAUGGAGGGUGUGCUGGCUCGCGUGGAGUGGGGGACGCUGCUCUUCUUCGCUUCGCUCUUCGUUCUUAUGGAGGCCUUGUCUCGUCUGGGGCUCAUCAACUGCAUCGGACGGCAGACGGAGGCCGUGGUUCUUGCUGUCAAUGAGGAGUGCCGGCUGGCAGUCGCCAUACUGCUCAUCCUGUGGGUCUCUGCCCUCGCUUCCGCCUUUGUCGACAACAUCCCGCUUACUACCAUGAUGGUCCGAAUUGUUUCUAACCUCAACCAAGAGCUCGACCUGCCCCUGCAGCCCCUAGUGUGGGCACUGGCCUUCGGAGCGUGUCUUGGAGGUAACGGGACACUCAUUGGUGCGUCAGCAAACGUCGUGUGUGCUGGGGUGGCCGAGCAGCACGGAUACAGGUUCACUUUCAUGGAAUUCUUCAAAGUGGGUUUCCCGGUGAUGUUGGUCAGUGUCACCGUGGCUUCAGUGUAUCUUCUGGUGUGCCACGUGGCUCUUCAGUGGCACUAAAUCAAAACAGCUUCUUUCGACAUUUUAGUGUAAAUAUUACGUAGUUA